This is a messenger RNA of Cryptosporidium ubiquitum, 1200 nucleotides long. RefSeq lists its product as uncharacterized. Lineage: Eukaryota; Apicomplexa; Conoidasida; Eucoccidiorida; Cryptosporidiidae. The coding region runs from base 1 to 1200 and encodes 399 amino acids. The record is from RefSeq and is a predicted model, not a curated record. The transcript has a single exon.
AUGAAUCAAUUAUCUGAAAAUGAUCAAGAGCUAAAAACUAUUUUGGAUGGAGUUAUGAUAAAUAACUGCAUCAAACCAUUUAGACAGGUUUCGGAAAAAUUGGAGCAGCUCGACAAAUUUGCACAUGAAUAUGGAAAUAAUGUAGAUUCCAAAAUCAAUCAAAUGCUCAUUUCAUUACGCAAGGAUGAAAUUAAUUGCUUAAAAUUAGAAAUGAGAUUGGAAAAAAUUCUUGAGUUAGUUAUUAAGCAAAUGAGAAAGGCUGGCCCUGGAGAGGAAGAAGAUAAAGUACAGGUUGUAGAAACAGUCAAACAAAAAACAAAUAAGCAAGAGAUUAAAAAAAACAUUGACAAUAAGGAAGAAAAUGCUGAUGAGCGAACAUUUGGUAGUUCAAUAAAUAGUAUAGAAUCCGUUCCUGUUGAUCCUUUGAUAAAACGAACUCUUGAAUAUGAAAAAACUCAGAGAAAAAUAUAUGAAAAACCAAAUGAUACCAAAGGAUACAGCAUGUAUGUUGAGGAAGAAACUUGUGAUGAGAUUAGUGUAAAAAUAACUACUGAUGGUUCUGCCAGAAGUCUAAUUUCAAAGUAUAUUAAUGGAGAAAAUAAAAAUGAGAAUGAAGUUAGAGAAAAAGAUCCUAAUGCAAUUCGUAGGGAAAGGGUCGAUAAUAUAAAAAGGACUGUUAAGCCUUUAGUUCGUGAUGGUGGCAAUAAAGGCAAAUGCUGUGGCUUUUGGAAAAAAUGGUGUUGUUGUUGCUUAGAUAAAGGUCCAACAAAAUCAGGUAAAUAUUAUAAAAUGUCUACUCAAGAAUGGAAAGAUUUUCUAGCAGCAAUAGAACCAAAGGACAAGAAAUAUAAGGAUUAUUGUAAUAUGUUAGAGAAAAAAAAUAGUUCUUGCAAUAUUGAUGUUGAUGGUCUACCUCCAUUAGUUGUUGAAUAUUCAUCUUUAAAUGCACAAGCUGGAGGAUACUAUAAUGGGAAUCAAAUGUAUAAUAUGGGUCAAAACUAUCAAUAUUACUACCCAAACAAUUAUCAGGGAUAUUAUAAUGGCCAAUACUAUUAUGAUGCCAAGAGCCAGGCAUCUAAUAUGUCAUAUGGAAAUAACAACCCAAAUUAUAUGAAUUACAAAAAGAAAGGUAGAAAUAUGCAAGAAGAUAUUAAAUGCAAGCAAAUGCUACAGACAAAAAUGGGAAUAAGGAAUGACUAA